UAAAACUGUAUUUCCGCUGGGCGGAUGGAAAGUCUUUCGAGGCUCGCGAUAAAAAAUGGCGACGAAAAGAGCCAUGUCCCUUUUACUGUCUGUCCUGUCAACUAUAACGUUGUUAUGGACAGAAUUGGGCGAAUGCAAUAAUGGCCGAAUUUCAGAAGAUGUAGUGGACACAGAUUUCAGUGGGUUCUCUGUACCAUUAGAGCACUCAUUUGAAGUGGAUGAUGUCCCCAGGUUUCGACUUCGUGGUGCUCUGCAGUUCAGGGGUGGGAGAGAGAACAGUGUGUAUCUCUCCCAAAACCAGCUGACAGAGAAAGAUAGGAAUACACUUAAGGAUGUUGCAGCAGUUGAUGGUCUAUACAGAAUCCGGGUCCCUAGAGUCAAUCUGCAGGCAGAUCGACAGACAGAGAGACAAUCUGAGGGUUACCUUACUGCAUUCAUUAGAGCUUGUUCAUUAGUGGAGUCCCACCUCAGUGAUGUCAUCACCCUUCACACUGAUGUCAGCGGAUAUGUUAUCGGCAUCUCUGUAGUGACAAUCCCUGGGUCAUGUCGUGGUAUAGAGGUGGAGGAUGAGGUUGAUCUUGAAGUGUUUAACACAACAGUAAGCGUUGUGGCACCAGUCACUGCACCUGCACCUGAAACGGCACCAUUCAUUGAGAGGAUGGAACAGGAAAUGGAAAAGAAAGGAAAGAACCCACAAGAGCAGAAAUCCUUCUUUGCCAAAUAUUGGUAUUUGAUUCUGGGAGGUGCAGUGUUCCUCAUGGCCACCAGUUCAGCACAGACCCCACCAGGGGGCGCCAGAGAGCAGAGCUGAUUUCCAUUUCAAUGGAUGUAUAUUGUCCCUCUUGUUCUUUUCUUGAUGAUGUCUGGUGCUCAGGAUCAGUCGGGAGGUGGAGCCGGAGGAGGGGCAGCCAGUGGUGGAGGUCGAUGAUUCCCAUGGCAACAAAAAUCCCUGUGUUGUACAUAGUAAUUUAAAACAGAUUUUGAAUUAAUCCACACACAACAACAGGCAUACAUUUACGGAAGAAAAAUUAUUCUAGAGAAAUAACUUGUGACUUCUUGUAUUGCAUUUCUACUACUGAUUUAAUAAAACAUUUGAUGA
This is a messenger RNA of Xyrauchen texanus (razorback sucker), 1099 nucleotides long. RefSeq names its product ER membrane protein complex subunit 10. NCBI's taxonomy places the organism in Eukaryota, Metazoa, Chordata, Actinopteri, Cypriniformes, Catostomidae. Gene Ontology annotation, cellular component: EMC complex. Bases 56 to 811 code for a protein of 251 amino acids. The transcript is spliced from 8 exons. The record is from RefSeq and is a predicted model, not a curated record.